Molecule: messenger RNA, 3971 nt
Organism: Diaporthe batatas
Lineage: Eukaryota; Fungi; Ascomycota; Sordariomycetes; Diaporthales; Diaporthaceae
Exons: 7
Coding region: 1279-3441 (720 amino acids)
Biological process (GO): positive regulation of transcription by RNA polymerase II
Cellular component (GO): nucleus
Molecular function (GO): transcription cis-regulatory region binding; DNA-binding transcription factor activity, RNA polymerase II-specific; zinc ion binding
Source: RefSeq, a predicted model, not a curated record
AAUUUUCCCAGUCGAAGAAUCUGCGAUUUUCAACAGAACCACGAAUCCAGCAGACACAACGUGUAAGGUAAUCUGGAUCCCUCGACGGCUGUUUGGACUUCUCGCCGCCAGAAAAGGGCCUUGCUGGAUUACUAGGCCGCAUGCAACUGACCUCUAUGCAGCAAAAGAUUCUCUCUACCCCCUUCCACCAACUCCUGCCCAAGUCGCCUCCAGGUGUCCGACCAUAUUCAACUCUUGGUAUACUCCGGAGGCGCGAGUCUCGUCAGCGGAUCCAAAUCAUUGCUAAAGUUUAUACCGGCCACUUUCCAGUUGAGAGCCUCAAGGAGCAACGGGGCGUCUGGUCAUAUUGUUCCCGAACCAUUGACUUUCACAUCUCCACCUGGCUCACCCUUGGGCGACCAAUCGAUCACCAUCCCCGGGAUUUCGGUCUUCCCGGGUUGCCCCUCCGCUCCGUCACUGGCAUCAGUGAUCUCGUGUCAGACCAAAACGACUCUGAAGAGGCAGACAACACCCAAUUAAAACUGAUAUGCCCGCAUAGCAGACCAGCAUUCGAGCCCUGAGGAGUGGACCAGCUGCUUCCUUCACGGGAACGUGUUUGCUACCAGAGGCUCUAGUCUCCCUGACCUGGCAGCAGUCACGCAGAACACUGUGGGGGGCUAUUCUCGGCUGGCGAAUACAUCUUCGCUGCAUACAUACCCUUAACUAGGCUCCCACCGGUGACAGUGGCCCCACUGAAAAUCUGAGCCCAAGUCGAUAUUCCCGUCCCGUCCCGCUAUUCAAGUUGCCCCCCCUCCUCUUCGUCGUGGGUACUCCCGGAGCAAGUAGUUUACAUACUGCUGUGGUGGCAGGACCUCUGGCCAAAGACAACUACCUUGUCACUCACACCUUUGGACAGUGUCUUGUGCAACAAGUUUCCCUGUAUUGUAUUUUUCAACAGUUUCGUGCCUUGGCGGAACGUCACAGCUACGACUAAAACCCCCAGUUACGGCGCAUCAUUUGCGGCCGUCUUCCGGAAAGCGCCUCUCUUUGCUGAUUCUCUGCAACGCGUCACGCAACCUCGGUAACCUUUCCCACAACAGCCUGAAUCGAGUUCUGUCAAAGGCGCGGGUUGUGGUGCAUUGAUGCGUCGGAUCCCUCACGAAUCUACUCCAUCUCGGGGAUGCUAGAGCAGGCUAGCAAUUUUCAUCCUUCGCCGACAACGACGACGAGAGUUAAGUAAGAUCGAUACUCUGCCUAAUUCGCACUCCAGUAUACAAGACAGGUGCAACUCAGGGAGUCAUGAGCGAGUAUUACCAUAACUUUCUGUCCUCAGUAUCGGGACUGGGGGCCAAUUCCGGCUUGAGCCCGCAGGAUGCGCCGCAAGGACCCCCGCCUGCUUUUGGUACGGGCAGCAGCAUCGACCCGAACAAGUUCCAGAACAUGACAUAUUAUUCUGGUUUUGCAGAGCCGGCGUUGUUCCAAGCACCAAGGUCUCAGCGAAAUAGACGGAAGUCUGCCCCUGGUGCGGAUCACAUCAAACAUAGAAGAACUCGCAGCGGCUGUUUUACCUGCCGGAGUAGAAGAGUCAAGUGCGACGAGACACAUCCCGUUUGUGAACGAUGUCGCAAAGGUUCACGAGACUGCGUUUAUCCGGAUCCACCGUCUUCGAAAUACUCCGUCCCACAUGGCGGCAAAGAUGCGGAUACCAGUCGUCAAGCAAGUCCGGCAUCCUCAAAUGAGGAGGAAGAUGACGCAGACCAGGACGGAAGGUUAAGUCCCAUCCCAGACGAGGACGAGGACGACUUAGGGAGCGUCUCCGAGCAAUCAAUGCCGCCCACACAAAGUCUCAGGCACAUGAGCACGGCAUCCUCUUUGAAUCUGAAGCGACUUUUAACUCGAAAUCGCCAGCCUUCCGAGACAUCUUCUCAAGAAGGCGCCAAAGGCUCGUCGCCGACGAGGUCGAUCGGGACGACUAGCAGCAAUACUCCCUUGAUGGCUAACCUGCCAGAUAUUGUUUUUGGUGCAGUCCCAGAAUUUUCCCAUCUCCCAGCCGACUUGAGAUAUUACCUCGAGUAUUUCCUCGAGAAUAUCACGCAUUAUCACUACGGUGUACACCGAGACUUUGCUGGCUUCUUCCGAACGACACUUAUCAACUUGGCGCUCCGCAAUGAGCCAUUGCUCCAUGCCAUCGUUGCUUUCGCGGCAUAUCAUCAGACACUCGGGGACCCGAACGGUCAGCUUCCGGAAUUCCUCAAAUACUACAACAGAAGUGUCAUUUUGCUACUCGACCUUCUCAAGAGUGGGGACAAGCAUGAGCUCACAACGCUCUUGACAAUAUUGCAGCUAGCAACAAUAGAGGAGUACCUCGGCGACUGGGUGAACUUGAUGGGCCACCAGAAGGCAGCCCUUGAGAUAUUGAGUCAGCUCUUCACACCCCAGUCUAUCGUAGAAACGUCGCUCAAUCGCAUCAUUCUGUCAUGGUAUAUUCGGUUCGAUAUUCUUGUCGGGCUCAUGGGAGGAUUCGUGACGAGCCUUCCACGAGAUUGGUUCGUCGCAUUCGACGGGCAUUGCCGAGCAAGACUAGCAAAUGAGCCCGACGAUUUGGAGUGGCUAUAUGAGAAGGCCGAGAACCGUCUUCGCCUGAUUUGCCACGACAUCAGCCUUCUUGUUGCCAGGCGUGCAAGAGAUAACAUCGAAGGAGCAUCAUUCACUACGGAACACGAGACUAUCGCCCGGCAAUUGCGAGAGUGGAGGGAGACCCUUGAACCCGCGCUCAUGGAUCCUUCUCGCCGGGUAGUUCUGCCCUCCCAUACCCCAGACGAGAUGGUCAGAUUUUCACCACAGACGGCACCGUUAUAUGACGCGCCCUUAGCUUCAACGACAUUACUCCUUUGCGAAUGGCAUGCCACGGUAAUGAUGCAUCUGUACCAGGCAAGCCAGGGCACUCAAGGUCAGAUUCUAUCAGAGCUGGGGAGUUUGUCACAACACGCCGAGGCCAUCGGCCAGAUCUUCAGCGCUAGUGAGCAAUGGGCUUCCGGCCCGAAAGGCUUUCUGAUCAUGCUCCAUCCUUGUCUCACGAUUGCAUCGAUGUUCCUUCCACCGAGCCCCGGCAGCAGUCUAUGGUUGAGGAAUAAAUUUGCCUUGUUAGAAAGCUCUGGGUAUAUAUUCCCGAUCAUGGUACGGAAAAGAAUGGCGGAGCUCUUCCAGGACGAGACGGUGGUUCGCUGGUGGCUCCCGGAUGAUCACGGGUUCACUCCCAUAUUGCAGAGCGUCCGGGCAUUUGCAGAUGAAAGGAACGAGGCGGCCAGCUCAGCUCGGACGGAGAGCCUUCAGGACAUGAAGAACGUGUUCGCAGCCUUGCAUCUUGGGGGCGACACGAGUCCUGUUGCAGGAACUGGGGGCAGCAUGCUGAGCCCUGCAGAGACAGGAAAUGACAGGGGCAUUAAAAGUCAAAUGGGUUGAAGGCCCAGUGAAAGGUACCCAAGGCAGCAUACAUCAUUGUUCGAAGGGAUCGUCUGGAUAGCCGUCCCAAGGGGACAGGGAACUCGGCUGGGCUUGGCAAGGUCGUUGUCAGGCAGGCCCGUUCGAAAGAGACGUCGACCAUUUGAGGCUGAAAAGUGGGAGACCCGUUCUAGCCCCGGGUGUGGGCUAAAGUUUGUUCCCUGUCCUCAGCCGGCUACUUCCGGUGGGUUGUUUGACCAGUGGGACAUUCCAAAUCAUCAGAUUGAGGCCAGCGGUGCGGUCUGAUCUGGUAGUUAUCAGGUCCAGGGGCGAGUUGCGGCGCGGCGCGGCGCGGCGGCCGUCGUCCAUUCUCCUACUACCCCAACCCACCAAGGUCCAGACAACCCUGUCGUUCGAGGGCUGCCGUUGACUAGCCCACUUUAUAGACUAUGUGACUGACUAUCUAUCUACCCACUGCCUGGCUCGAACCUGGAUCGACACUGCCGCGAUGUCAUGCUACCUGUCAUUUUCCACUCCGAUCGACUAGCUGC